Messenger RNA from Podarcis muralis (Common wall lizard), 1879 nucleotides. It is a transcript of the gene TATDN1, whose product is annotated as TatD DNase domain containing 1. The record is from RefSeq and is a predicted model, not a curated record. Gene Ontology annotation, molecular function: 3'-5'-DNA exonuclease activity. Gene Ontology annotation, cellular component: cytosol. Lineage: Eukaryota; Metazoa; Chordata; Lepidosauria; Squamata; Lacertidae.
GCGUCCGCAAAGAGGGCGCCGGGCCUAGUCGCUCGGGGGCAGCCCUUCGAGGUGGGGUGGCGGCUGCGGAACGGGCCGAAGGGACCCCCCUCCUCCAGGGCACCAUCCCAGGCGCGCUUACUCCGGGGCAAGCCCCGUCGUUGUCAGUGGAGCUUGCUCCCGGGUAGAUGCGAGGUUCGGGAUCGCAGCCUCGCUCCCCUGAGGGGAACCUGCGCGGGGUUGCAGGUGCGCGCAGGGCGAUCCUGUGCGCGUUGGCUGGGGAGCAAGCCCCCCAAGUCACAAUUCCGAUUCUGCGCAUGCUUACUCAGAAGCAGGGCCCGUCGAUUUCAUCCAUUCAUUUCUUAUUUGUAAUAUACGGGGCUUGCUUCUGGGUACCCCGGCGCGCAAAGCCGGAGCCGUAACUGGUAGCUCCUUCUCUGCUUUGCUUGUAUCUCACAAAUGCACACAAGAGACCUUUGGUCUUUGCUGCAAGCAGUCAGAUUUCUGCAGAGAUCUAAUCCGUUUGCGGUAUUUGCCUACAAAUGGACACAGGAGACAGUUCCAACCCUUUCCCUCACAUCCUGCAGCGAUUCCCCUGCAGCCAUUGCCAGAUGAGAAUCUGCAUUUAGUGGCUUCUCUUGGGGGUUAGUGCCUGCAUGCAUUUGACUCUCUCUGUCAUUUGAUGAUUUGGCAGGUGCACUGUGUAUAUUGACUCCACUGAAAGAGCAUUGCACACGAGGUGGCCUGAAAGUUCUGGCCUUGGUGUUUUGCAUGAAUGAGCCACAUGCAAGACAGCCCUCGUUCCAUAAGAAAGGUUUUGCAGGAUUUUUAAAGGGAUCCUCUCCUAGUACAGACUCCGGCCUCUAACAGCAACCAGUAUAUAUCUAAAGCAUAGGGUCAUAGUUUCAUCACAUGUCGGGGACCCAUCAGAUCUUCUGACAUCUUGAAACUGCAGAUAUCGGUGUUAAUUUAACUGAUCCUAUGUUCAAAGGCAUAUACAGAGGUACUCAAAAGCAUCAAGAUGACUUCUUGGAUGUGGUGGCUAGAGCGGUCAAAACUGGUGUUAAAAAGUUCAUGAUUACAGGUGGAAGUUUGCAAGAUAGCAAAGAUGCACUUCAGCUGGCACAGACAAAUGACAUGUUUUAUAGUACUGUUGGCUGCCACCCCACCCGCUGUGGAGAGUUUGAACAGAGCAACCCUGAGCAGUACUUAGCAGAGCUACAAGGUCUAGCCGAGAAAAAUAAAGGGAAGGUCAUAGCAAUUGGAGAGUGUGGCUUGGAUUUUGACAGAUUAGAAUUCUGCACUAAGGACACUCAACUCAAGUAUUUUGAAAAACAAUUCGAUUUAUCUGAGCAAACAAAAUUACCCAUGUUUCUGCACUGUAGGAAUUCACAUCCAGAAUUUGUAGAUAUAAUGAGGCGAAACAGAGAGAGGUGUGUGGGAGGAGUGGUACACUCUUUUGAUGGCACCAAAGAGGAGGCAGCAGCUAUAAUAGAGUUAGAUCUCUACAUAGGAAUAAAUGGCUGUUCCCUGAAAACAGAAGCUAACUUAGAAGCAGUGAGGUCAAUUCCCAGUGAAAGAUUAAUGCUCGAAACAGAUGCUCCCUGGUGUGGAGUGAAAAAUACCCACGCUGGUUCAAAAUAUGUAAAAACCACAUUCCCUACCAAAAAAAAGUGGGAAGAAGGACACUGCCUGAAGGACAGAAAUGAACCUUGUCAUAUAAUUCAAAUACUGGAAAUACUAGCAGCAGUACGUGAAGAAGAUCCACUAGAACUGGCCAACACUACAUAUAACAACAGCAUUAAAAUCUUCUUUCCAGAUAUGUAAAGCAUUUUAUGUAUUAUGAUUAAAAACUGGUAAUCCUGUCCAUGUAAUAAAGAUUUGACUCCUCUCUGCAUCA